Messenger RNA from Lucilia sericata (common green bottle fly), 1956 nucleotides. RefSeq lists its product as uncharacterized. The record is from RefSeq and is a predicted model, not a curated record. Bases 101 to 1885 code for a protein of 594 amino acids. NCBI's taxonomy places the organism in Eukaryota, Metazoa, Arthropoda, Insecta, Diptera, Calliphoridae. The transcript has 2 exons.
GUAAGCUUAACACAUCUAAGUGGGUUUCUAAAGUUUAUAACAAAAAAAUAAAUUGUAUUCGAGGAGUACUAUCGGGAAAUAAAGAAUUACUAUAAAAACAAUGUCACCAGGACAUUUCCAUGAUUUCGAGAAUUUAACACAAAAUAAUAUAAUAACUAAAACGAUUUUUCAAUAUUUAAGUCUGAAGGACCAAUUAACGCUAGCUCAAGUAACAUUACAAUUGAAAAAUUUAUACCGGAAUUUUAUUUGGAAUGUUGAUUAUGAAAAACUGGUUAUUAUUAAGUGUCCACAAGAUUUUCUGGUUUGCAAUGAGACCAAUAUAAACAUGUUGGCCUUGAGUUUGGCGGAACUUGAAGAAUUCAUAAAUCUAUAUGGCUCAGAUAUAAAAGAGCUGAAUUUACAAUAUUUAAGUAAAUAUGAGUUAUGCCCUAGCGAGUUAAAAGAAAUCGGUGUAGAUAUAAAAGAAAUUUAUGAAAAACGCCAUUUUGUUUUAAGUCUUGAAAAAAUACCAAAUUUAAUAUCGCUAAGUUGCAAUAAUAUGAUUUUAACACAAGCGGAUAUACAAAGUAUAGCCAGAUAUAGUACGACUUUGGAGAAGUUAAGCAUUUAUAGCUGUUUCAAUGACAAAUGUGAUGUGUUUGCAUUGGGCGGAGAUCUAAAGUUGAAGACACUAUUAGAUAUGAAGCAAUUGAAAUAUUUGUGCAUGGGAAGCAGCAUGUUAUUGACAUUAAGUUAUGAAGAUUUUCACGAAUUAAUUACCAAAUCAAAACUUAAACAAUUAUAUUUGAAGUAUAAAAUAGAAAAGGAAAAGGUUAAUAUAUAUGAAGAUCAGUGGGAAGUCAAUGCCUUAGAAGAAUUAGAAAUUGGAACUAACUUAACGGAUAUGAAAUGGGGUUUAUAUUUUCAGGGUUUUAAAAAUCUCAAAGUAUUAACAUUACAAGAUAUCGGCAUUAUAAAUCGGGAGUUCUUAAUCGUUUUAGCUAAUACUUGUGAAAAAUUAAAAACAUUAUCCAUCAACUAUACGACAUUUGAAAAUAUUAAUAAUUUUCAACAGCUCAGCAGUUUGAAGGAAUUAAAUAUACAAAUCUGUCAAGGAUUAAGCCAUUCAAAUCUACGUCAAAUACUAACCGAAAUGAAUUUGCAAAAAUUUACCUCUUUAUGGACCAAAUACGAAGGCAAAUUUGAAGAUUUUAUUAUAUCCAGCAAAAUACAAUUUUUAGAGAUAGAAAUUUUAAAAACCCCCGAUUUUAAAGGAGCCUAUGAAGCCAAUGAAAAUCUACGUUCAUUGAUCUGGCAUGACGAUUAUGCAAUUCCACGACAAGUUUAUGCUUUUAACUGUCCCAACUUACAACAACUGGAAAUUGAGUCAGGUUUUAUACCACUGGAAAUUCUCUUACAAUUAAACUCUUUACAUUCUCUAACAUUAAGAAAUGUACCCGCAAAUUUUCCCUGGUCUUAUGUUAUAGAAAUAUUAGAGAAGCAUUUAUCUCUUCAGGAAUUUACCAUCAAACAUUUAAAUUAUCAUCAUCUAGAUUUAAAACUAACACCCACAAAAGCCUUCAAAUGUGUGACGAAUAUUAAUUGUAUUAAAAUUCCCACUCGAAUUUUUGAAGUGGCCAUUGAUUUUUGGUUUGAUUUAUUGUAUAAAAAUCCUAAAGUGCAACUAAUUUGUUUGGAUUGGUUUUCGAAAGAACUUUUACAUGAUUUAAUAAACAAUCCAAAAUUUCCGGGAUUUUUGCGUUUUAUAUAUAUACAGGGUUUUAAAGUUGUUUGUAAAGAUUUGCGCUAUAAUUUUGCUAAUACUUUGGAGAAAAUACACUUUAAUAAACACAAACGUUUGUCAGUAAAUAAUAAUAAUUAUGGUGUAAUAUUCAAUGGAAUUUAAUGGGUCUUGAAAAUUUCUUGAAAUUCAAAUUAUAAUUAAUUGUUAAAAAAUAAAUAAUAUAUACAUUUCCA